Molecule: messenger RNA, 3066 nt
Organism: Rasamsonia emersonii CBS 393.64
Lineage: Eukaryota; Fungi; Ascomycota; Eurotiomycetes; Eurotiales; Trichocomaceae
Exons: 1
Coding region: 1-3066 (1021 amino acids)
Biological process (GO): telomere maintenance
Cellular component (GO): chromosome, telomeric region
Molecular function (GO): DNA binding
Source: RefSeq, a predicted model, not a curated record
AUGACGGAAGAUGAAAGGAUAACUGGCGCCGCCACUGCGGAAAAAGAACCGGUCGCCCUCAUCUCUAUCGAUGAGAAUGUUCAAGCGGAUGUCUCUGAUAAUCUUCCCGCUGAGUCGGUCGGCGAUGCCAAAUCUCCACAUCCGGUAGAGCAGGCCGCACCAAAUGCCCCCCAACCAGAACAUCCUCCUUCUGUCCCUAUUCAGGUCAUAUCGUCCCUAGAAGAUCAUUCGGAAUAUUCUGCAGACCGCGGAGACCGCCUCCCUACACCCUCACCGAUAGUAUCGACAUCGACCUCUGCUGUUGGACAUUCCCUUGGGCCUUCUUCCGCACAACAAGAUCAUCCGAAUGCUCUCGUACCAGAGGAUACGAGCAAUGAUCUGCAGGCAACGGAGAUGGCUGUUGCCCCGGAGGUUGAGGAGCAUCCACCUAACGAAGAUGAUCAUUCAAAGAAUGUCGAAAUGAGUGACAAUAGAGCAGAGGAGAUGGCUGUCGAUGUCCAACAAGCUGUGCCGCCUGAGUCUCAAUUCGAAUUCGUUUCACAAGUGUCUGGCUUUACAGCGAUGAACGUUGACCGGUCAUCAGUCUCACAGACUGUCCCAUCUCAGGGAGAUUCCGAGACCAAUUUCACAACCGUACGGUCUAAUGAGGAUCAGACAAAAUUAACUGACGUUGAAGUUGUUCAGCCUGACACCACUAGUAUUUCCGGGGAUGAAGACCAAGAAGAAAGGGACGAGGUAGAGGUGGAGGAACAAAGGGAGGCGGACGACGAGGACGAAGAGGAGGAGGAAGGGGAAGAGGAAGAAGAGGAGCUAGAAGAGCUCGAAGAUGACGAACACGAAGUAGGCGACGAGGCGGACGCCGAACAGGAAGAAGCGAUGGAUGAAAAACACCAAGAAAAUGAAGUAAUCUCCAUCGUUUCAGAUGAGACUUCGGAGGCGAACGACGCUGAGACCAGCGCAAUCAAUGUCGAAAAGCAAGCGGAGCUCGACGAAGAAAGUGAUGAAGACGAUAGAAGUGAUCAGUUAGGGAAUGUGCCGAGGGAGACUUACGAUGUCACUGAUGCCAGCGAAUAUGACGAAGACGAAGAUGACGAACAUGAAGAGCAAUAUGACGAAGACGUGUCUGAAGACGAGUACGAGUCGGAGGAAGAUGUGUCCGAGGCUGAAUCUGACCAGGAGGACGAGGGCGACGUUGUGAGACCUCAACAACAGCAACAACCCCAGAGGACUGUGCACCCAGAAGUUAUUGUCAUAGAUAGUGACAGCGAUGAGGAGCCGGCUCCUCCGCCUGCACAAGCGCGUCAGGACGUCCAACCGAACCAACCUAGCGAAGAUAUCCGACUUAGUUCACCGCGUGCGAUGCAACAGGAGUCGGAUUAUCGGUCUACGGAGGAGUCCGAUUCUGAGGACGAAGAAGUGGCUGAAAGCGAGGCCGAACAGGAACUGUCUGAUGACUAUGGACAACAGGAAGAAACGGUAACUUCGGAGGUGGAUGCUAGUUCCGACGCAGAGCCCCGUUCAGAUGAAGAAGAGGACGAGCUUGUCGAGGAAAGCAUGCCAGUCACAGACGACCAUGUUUCUCAAGACGGCGACAAUUAUAUCCCUCCCGAAAAUGAGGAUGGGAAAAGUCAAGCACAGGCUGUGGCCACGGAGUCCUUAGAGGCCGCGAUACACCCCGAGCUACUUGGCACGCAAUCAAGUUUUGGUGUUAAUGAACGUCUUUCGGGUCCCGAGCAAACUAGAGACGAGCAACGCCCUCCGGAGGCAUCUCAGGAUGUGUUUCAUGAUACAAACCAGGCCCCUUCAGACGAAGAGGCAAUGUCGACAUAUCAAGCUACCGAGGAUUCAAAGGAUAAGACCCAUAGCGUAUCCCAUCUAGAAUCGGGCCAGCAACUCAUCAGCCCGGAGCCUACCCAGUUGGAUCAAGUUAAUCGGACAUCGACGCACCAAACUGCUUCCGGGACAUGGAUACCAACACCGCAGGCGACGCAGGAUGCUGAGACGCAUCCUCGCUCACAGGAACCACUAGCCGGUCCGUCAUCCCACGCCGAACAUGCGCCUGAUAAGAUUGAGCCUCUCGAACGGCACACUACAGCUAGCCCAUCUCGACCCCGUUGGACAGACGGUCCUAGCUACUCGCCGUCACCACAGCAGCGCGCUGAAGACAUUCACACCCACCCUGCAGGAAACAGAGAAGAUGGCAACAUUGGUGAUGUCGAUGCUGCGCAAGACAACGUUGAUGAAGCCGUCCAGGUCGAUGAAGACUCUACCCGCGAAAGUGUGGACACUGAAAGGGCGAGUCCUGAAGCCCUCAAGGGCCUUCCUCAGCCAAACCGUCGUGCCACAGGGUUGCGUAGUCGGGUGUCGUAUUUUGCUCCGCUUGCUACUCUUGUUGAUUGGUUUAAUUCUAUGACCGACACCAUCUCCGUCGCUGUUGAAGUCUCCCCCGUAGCGCGUGCUACCUCUGGUCCUCGAGAUUACUAUCUGACGCUGCGGCUCACUGAUCCGUCCAUGGCUGGUACGACGCUUCCUGCGCAAAUUUUCAGAACUAACAAGACUGCACUUCCUGCCGUCUCGGAAGGUGACGUGAUCCUGCUUCGCAACUUCAAGGUUCAGAGCUUUAACCACUCCAUGAUGCUUCUCAGCACUGAUAGCAGCGCGUGGGCGGUAUUCCACGGUGACGCUGAAGAGCCUCGUGUGACAGGCCCGCCAGUGGAGUAUGGUCCUGAGGAGCGCACCUACGUGGCGGAUCUGCAGAAUUGGUAUUGCAAGGAUGGGGCUGCCAUGGUCGCGGAUUACAUGUUGCAGUCGUCUAUCGAUCGAGGCAUCAUGGAGGAGUCUUCCUCUAGUGUCGCCCCUAGCGAGGUCGGUAGCAUCGAUUCCUCACUACGCGGUUCGUCUUCUGUACAACGCUCACGGCGAGGGAAAAGGUAUCAUCGGCGAAUCACGAUCCAUGAACUGAGAGAUGGGCGAAAGUAUCCAGAGGUUGGAUCACCCUCUGACAGAGACAGCAUACACGAACUCCGGGAUGGGACGGUGUAUGCGCAUUCCUUCGAGACCGACUAG